AUGGGCCGCUUGAAGUGUUGCUACGUAGCCUGCAUAUUGGCCCUCUUCCUCCUAAUCAAUAUAUCUGCCAUUUCUUCUUCUUCUUCUCGAAAUCUGUUCACAACACCGGGAGAUAAAAAGGCUGUGAGGGUGGAAAUGAGGCGCAUAUCAGAGGGAGAGAUAAGCUUCAACGAGCGACUCAAAUCAGCUGUGGUUCGAAGUAAGAGUAGGCUGCAGAAAAUAGAUGCAAUUGUGAAGGCAGCAACAAACAAGACUUAUGAAACGCCUCUUCAUGUGGGAGAUGGAGAAUAUCUCAUCGAUCUUGCAGUGGGAACUCCCUCUGUGAGCUUCGAGGCAAUUGUGGACACAGGAAGCGAUUUGAUAUGGACCCAAUGCAUGCCUUGCCAUGACUGCUACAAGCAAGCCACCCCAAUCUUCGACCCCUCCAAGUCCUCCACAUUUUCAGCCGUUCCAUGCAACGCUCCUCUCUGCCGCGCAUUGGGCUUCCAACAGUCGGGAUGCAAUCCAGAUUGUAGUUACGCCUACCAGUAUUCCGAUGGUUCCUUUACGAACGGUGGGCUUGCUUUGGAGACAUUGACAAUAGGAAGUGGCAGCAAGGUCCCGAAGAUUGCCUUUGGAUGUGGGCAUGACAACAAGGGGGCAACACUCAUUCAGGGCGGAGGCAUUGUGGGAUUGGGAAGAGGCCCAGUUUCUCUCAUUUCCCAGAUGGGCACACAGGUAGAGAACAAAUUCUCUUACUGUCUCUUACCCAUUUCUGAUUCUCCUUCCAAAACCAGUCCUCUCUAUUUUGGGCACAGUGCUUCCCUGACUGGAGCCAAGUCUGUGACGCUCAUUAAGAACCCCCUCAUUCAAACAUUCUGGUAUAUUCCUCUCACAGGAAUCACCGUGAAUGGCUCGGCUGUUGAUAUUGUUCCCGGAACAUUUGAUUUGAAAGCUGAUGGCAGCGGAGGGAUUGUUAUCGAUUCUGGAUCGACCGUUACUAGCCUGAACGAUGCUGCCUACAUUCCUCUGAAAAAGGCCGUUGAAGCAGCCAUAGAUAUGAGUCCUGUAAAUGGGUCUUCUACAGGGCUGGAUCUGUGCUAUGAAAUGCCGUCAGGUCCAGGUCAGCUCAUGGGAUUGCCUUCCUUUGCAUUCAACUUCAAAGGUGGUGCUGAUUACGAGGUUGGGGCGGAGAAUUUAUUUAUUGAAAUAGACGGGCUGUGGUGCCUGGCAUUCCUCGGUUCUUCCGGGGAUAUUUCAAUUUCGAUCUUGGGCAACAUACAGCAGCAAAACAUCCACAUCCUUUACGAUAAUGGCCACAACACACUCUCUUUCAAGCCCACGGACUGUAGUUCUCUUUGA
Molecule: messenger RNA, 1341 nt
Organism: Cryptomeria japonica (Japanese cedar)
Lineage: Eukaryota; Viridiplantae; Streptophyta; Pinopsida; Cupressales; Cupressaceae
Product: aspartic proteinase nepenthesin-2-like
Exons: 1
Coding region: 1-1341 (446 amino acids)
Biological process (GO): proteolysis
Cellular component (GO): extracellular region
Molecular function (GO): aspartic-type endopeptidase activity
Source: RefSeq, a predicted model, not a curated record